AUGAGCUUUCUUCAAAAUGGUCCUGGCUGGUUUCUGCAGUUGGUGUGUGGUUUACAGCCGUUGUGUCGUCAGGUGCCGACGGCCCAGUUCACCUACUUCUUGCUGUUGCUGAUGUGGCUGGCCGCAGCUGGUGUUGAGGUGUGGGUGACUACGAUUCUGCGACGACGAUACGGCGACCAGAACGAGUGGUACAGACGUCGAGCUGCUGCAUCGGCGUUCUGUUUCGCGAACAUGAUCGUCAACGCCCUGUGCAUGUACUACGUUAAUCCGUAUGGCCCGUAA
Messenger RNA from Soboliphyme baturini, 282 nucleotides. The record is from the annotation of a GenBank genome assembly. NCBI's taxonomy places the organism in Eukaryota, Metazoa, Nematoda, Enoplea, Dioctophymatida, Soboliphymatidae.